GAUAGUGAUGUUUUUAGAGACACCUGGGUGAGGUAUUUGGGUUAUUCAAAUGAAGUUGGUGAAGCCUUUAGGUCAUUGGUCAAUGUUAAACUGGUGUAUUUAAGUUAUGGAUUGGCUUCUUCCUACGUCUUAGCCGAUUCUAUCCAUAAAGGA
This is a messenger RNA of Lottia gigantea (owl limpet), 153 nucleotides long. RefSeq lists its product as hypothetical. The annotation marks the transcript as partial. The transcript is spliced from 2 exons. Gene Ontology annotation, biological process: mitochondrial fission. The record is from RefSeq and is a predicted model, not a curated record. Gene Ontology annotation, cellular component: mitochondrion. NCBI's taxonomy places the organism in Eukaryota, Metazoa, Mollusca, Gastropoda, Lottiidae.